AACCCCUUCUUGCCAUUAUAUAAGGCAAUUCCAACUCUAUAGUUUUAUUAUCACAGAAGGCUUCUUCUUCUCUCUCUAUCUCUCACAGUUGCUAGCUCAUCAAAAUGGCAGGCACAGGGGCUGCAAUUGUGGGCAUGUUCCUUGUACUUUCCAUGGUCAUGAUGCCAAGCUGCUUAGCCACUGUCUACACUGUUGGAGACUCCUCUGGCUGGACUAGUGGUGUUGAUUAUAGCACUUGGACUAGUGGCAAGACCUUUGCAGUUGGUGAUAGCCUAGUGUUCAACUAUGGAAGUGGGCACACAGUGGAUGAAGUGAGUGGAAGUGACUACAAGACAUGCACAGUGGGCAAUUCAAUCACAAGUGAUAGCAGUGGAGCCACCACCAUCCCUCUCAAGGCUGCUGGGACUCGUUACUUCAUUUGUGCUGUGGUUGGGCAUUGUGGGAUGGGGAUGAAGGUUUCUGUGAAUGUAGUAGGGUCAGGAUCAACAGCAGCACCAACUACCAAGGGUUCACCGUCACCGGCUACUUCCGGCGGUAACUCUACAGUUACUAGCCCUGCAGUUACCACACCGUCAACAACAGGCGUAGACAACAGUCUAUCUACCUCUCCGGUUGUGGCUUUGUGGAGUAUUUGUGUUACUUGUGUUGCUAUUUGUGUGUUGAUUCUUUCAUAAGUUUGGCAGGCUGGUGAUUGCUCUAAAUAUUGCCAGGAUAGAGGCAGUGCUAUUUUCUCCCUGUUUUAUUAGCGGUGAUUUGAGUUUCUUAUGUUAUAAUUAUUUUGACCAAUUUUAAAAAGACAAAAAAAAAUUAGGGUUCAUAAUAUAUAUAUAUAUAUAUAUAUGUAGCCUGAUUGAUGUUAAUAAUAUGCACUUUGCUUUUGAAAUUACUGUGGGUCGAUUAAAUUAGUUUGUACUUUGCAUGAGGGUAUAAGAGAAAAAGAAAAGAAAAAUAACAAAAGAUUGAGUAUAGGGGCAACCAGCAGGCCUGUAGGCGUAGCCGAUAGAAAAAUAGGCUGAAUGGAUCGAUUCUCAGCAGAAAUAAGAUUCUUCACAAAUAAGCCGUUCAAAACUCCAUUGCUCCAUUACUGGACUCCACUGUGGUUCUUUUUGUCCCUCAUGUAUUGUUUUGGGCAACAGUCUUCUUUUUUUCUUUUUA
Molecule: messenger RNA, 1155 nt
Organism: Prunus persica (peach)
Lineage: Eukaryota; Viridiplantae; Streptophyta; Magnoliopsida; Rosales; Rosaceae
Product: blue copper protein
Exons: 2
Coding region: 105-674 (189 amino acids)
Cellular component (GO): plasma membrane
Molecular function (GO): electron transfer activity
Source: RefSeq, a predicted model, not a curated record